AGCAGAAGCUAUAAAUUGAAUCCAGUCUAAGAUAAACUAAAAGAAAAAGAAGAAAAGAAAAGAAGAACUGUUAAAAUGGUGGCUUUAGUAAGUUAGCACAUGUAGGUAAAGAGUCAGAAUUGAGAAACUUCUUGCAACAACUCAUCCUAUCAUAAGUAAUGUAGAAACUAGUGAAUAUGACCUUGUAUUCUUAGAAAUGAGCUUUCAGUGCAUGUAAAUUAUUAGAAAAAAAAAAGAAGAAGAGGAAAAACAAAAAGAAAAAGGCACCAACGCCACUAUUGUUGAAAGAGAUCCUGAAGCGGAGAUCUCCUGUAGCCAUAAAUUACCCCUUUAUGGAAAACCAAAAAUCCGAAACAGGACAUUGAGAUGUCGACUUCAUCAUAUAUAGAUAAAUCAAUUCUAUAAUAAAUAUUAUUUAUCAAUUUUAAACACUCAAGAAAGAGUUUUCUGAUGGGUAGACUUCGUCCAACCCUACAAACUGGGCUUGGGCUCAUUGGUACCUUCAGUAUGAGGCUAGGUCACUAAAAGGCCUAUAUCAUAAGGUUCAAGGCGGAUUAUUAACCAUAUGAAACAUUCAUACUCUCAAACGAAAGCUGAGGAUAAAAAAUGAAAUUGAAAAACGUGGCCCAAAUGUCUCGGAAGAUAUUUUGUCUCUGAAACCGCGCAAUCUAACCGUUAAUAUAGUUGUGGCAAAAGAAGAAGGAAAAAAAAAAGAAAAGGCACCAAUAAAUCUAUGGUUUCAAAGCUUUGUCCAGUAGAUUUUAGAGUAGGAAUUGACUGAAUUUGCAGCUGAAUCACAAUCUGAAUAACAAUCGAAUCUGUAAACAUGGUUACUACUAUUCUAUUAUCACAAAACCUUGUAACUGUACACUCUUUUCAAUCUAAUUAUACAUUCCCUAAAUCCCAAUCUCUCAUUACGAUCCCUAAAUGCUCAGUUCGUCUGCGACCUACUGCGCCUAAAUCAUCACAUAAAAAAACCACCACUUCCACUUCGCUUGAAACGGAGCUGAAACCCUCAGUUUCUCGCGAACAGGAGCCAACUCCUUCUACUUCAUCUUUGCUCCAUUCAUUUUCUCGUUUUGUUAGCCGUUUAAGAGAUGGAUUUAGGGUUGACGAAAUUGGUAUAGAGAUAUUGUCAAUUGCAUUACCUGCAGCACUUGCUCUUGCUGCUGAUCCUAUUGCUUCAUUGGUUGAUACUGCCUUUAUUGGUCACACAGGAGCUGUUGAAUUGGCGGCAGUUGGUGUAUCUGUUUCCGUAUUCAAUUUGGUUUCAAAAUUGUUUAAUGUUCCAUUACUUAAUGUUACAACUUCAUUUGUUGCUGAAGAGCAGGCAUUGCUUAGUAAAGCCAAAGCCAAUAAUACUUCUGAUUUUGAGAAUCAGGAGCAAGGAAAGGCAUACCUUCCAGCUGUGUCAACUUCUUUAGCGCUUGCUGCGGGUGUUGGUAUUGCUGAAGCCAUUGCACUCUUUUUUGGCUCGGGUUUCUUGAUGAAUAUCAUGGGUAUACCUGUUGAUUCACCAAUGCGAAUACCAGCUGAGAACUUUCUUACUUGGAGGGCCUUUGGUGCUCCGCCCAUUGUGAUUGCACUUGCUGCACAAGGCACUUUUCGUGGAUUUAAGGAUACAAAGACACCUCUAUAUGCUAUUGGUGCUGGCAACUUACUCAAUGCAAUAUUGGAUCCAAUCUUAAUAUUUACGUUUGGUUUUGGCAUCGGUGGUGCUGCAAUUGCUACAGUGACUUCUGAAUAUCUUAUUGCUUUUGUCCUCCUGUGGGAAUUGAAUGGCAAAGUAUCACUGAUCUCUCCAAAUAUUGAUGGGAGAAGAGUUGUCAGCUAUCUAAAUUCUGGUGGUCUCCUUAUUGGCAGGACCAUAGCAGUGCUUUUAACCAUGACAUUAGCCACAUCCAUGGCAGCUAGGGAAGGGCCGAUACCUAUGGCUGGUCAUCAAAUUUGUAUGCAAGUUUGGUUGGCUGUAUCAUUGCUUAAUGAUGCUUUAGCUCUAGCUGGUCAGGCUCUUCUGGCCAGUGGUUUUUCUCAAGGAAAUUAUGAAGAAGCACGUCAAGUGAUAUACAGAGUUCUUCAGAUUGGUGUAGUAACUGGAAUUGCUUUGGGUGUGAUAUUAUCCCUUGGGUUUGGAGCAUUUUCUAGCUUGUUCAGUACAGAUUCAGAAGUUCUGGAGAUUGCAUGGUCUGGUAUUUUGUUUGUUGCUGGGUCUCAACCAAUGAAUGCUAUUGCAUUUGUUCUUGAUGGUCUCUAUUAUGGUGUUUCAGACUUUGGAUAUGCUGCCUAUUCUAUGGUACUAGUGGGACUGAUCUCGUCUGCGUUCAUACUUGCGGCUGCUCCUGUAUAUGGGCUUCCUGGAGUCUGGACAGGGUUAUUCCUCUUUAUGACCUUGCGGGUUGUGGCUGGAAUAUGGAGGUUGGGCACAAAAACUGGGCCCUGGAAAAUGCUCUGGGACAGAGUGGAGCAGGAAAGUGAGUGAGAUUGGAUGGUCAUAACUAAAAUGAGGGCAGCGACCUGGGACACAGAAUCGGCUAAAUUAAAAAGUCAUAGAAGCAGCUUUUAAUACCUGUCCGUGCGUCAUCCUCGUUGAAUUCAAAAAUUUGAUUUUGAUACGGAGGCUAGCUGCAUUCUUUGGCGAGAGUGGCUUACAGGGCAACCAACACCUGACUGCAUUCAAGAUGUGGCUCGUCUUACAAAAAGGAGGCUAGCUAGAACAAAGCGUUGAACAUGACAGAUUGUAGCAAGGAUUAUCCGAACUUCUUAGGCUUCUCAGAGCUAGAAGUGUACAUAAUUCAUGUUAUUUCCUGGCUGUGAUAAGAUGUAAAUCGCUAUAACUAUUUACUCUCUCUCUCUCUCUCUCUCUCUCUCUAUAUAUAUAUAUAUAUAUAUAUAUAUAUAUGUAUUUUCUUAUGGGAUUACCAUACGCUUCAAUUUGAGUACAGUUAUUUGCUAAGAGAUAAACUUGCUGCCGUUGUGUACAGGCUCUGGAAAUCUGAAGUAGUUUGCAUUUCGUAAA
This is a messenger RNA of Ricinus communis (castor bean), 3016 nucleotides long. RefSeq names its product protein DETOXIFICATION 44, chloroplastic. The transcript has 13 exons. Gene Ontology annotation, cellular component: membrane. The record is from RefSeq and is a predicted model, not a curated record. Lineage: Eukaryota; Viridiplantae; Streptophyta; Magnoliopsida; Malpighiales; Euphorbiaceae. Gene Ontology annotation, biological process: transmembrane transport. Gene Ontology annotation, molecular function: xenobiotic transmembrane transporter activity; antiporter activity. Bases 827 to 2479 code for a protein of 550 amino acids.